Canariomyces notabilis is the source of this 546-nucleotide messenger RNA. RefSeq lists its product as uncharacterized. The record is from RefSeq and is a predicted model, not a curated record. NCBI's taxonomy places the organism in Eukaryota, Fungi, Ascomycota, Sordariomycetes, Sordariales, Chaetomiaceae. Bases 1 to 546 code for a protein of 181 amino acids. The transcript has 2 exons.
AUGCCUCUCUUCUCGCGUCACGCCCACGAACAACCGGUCCAGGAGCCCGUCCACGCCCCUGUCUACGAGGAGCGCCCCAAGAAACACGGUCUCUUCGGCAGCCGCCACCAGUCACCACCCCCGUCCCAGACGCAAGCCAUGCCCGCGCACCGACAGGUGUCCCCUGACCGCGACCACCACAGCGGGGGAGGCAUCUUCCGCCGGUCAACCAACGCCAGCAACAGCACCACCACCACCACCUCGACCAGCAGCACCACGGGCGGCCGCCGCAGCAGCCUGCUGCACCGGACGUUCGGCAACGGCAACAUUGCCGAGAUGGACCCGACCAUCGUCGCGGCACGGGAACGCGUCAUGAGCGCCGAGGCCGCCGAGCGCGAGGCCGACCGUGCCCUCAUCGCUGCGCGAGAGUCUGUCCGGGAGGCUCGAGAGCAUGUGCGCAGGCUUGAACUUGAGGCUGAAGAGGAGGCCCGCCGCGCAAAGAUUAAGCAACAGCAGGCUAAGGAGGUGUCGAAGAGGGGGAAGCAGCUUGGGAGGUAUGGGAAUUAA